GCAGCCCGCGUCUGGAGCCCGGGGGGGCCGCAGCCCCGUGGCGUAUGGCAGGGCUGCUGCGGCGGAGGGCCGCCGCCAAGCCGGGCAUGAGGCGGCUGGAGAGGGAAGAGCAGCCACUGCCUCGUCCGCAGCUGCCCUUCGCCAUCGACAGCAUCCUGAAGCAGGAACCCGGCAAGGGGCGCUCCAGACAGGCAGAAGUAGAGGAGCUGCUGUUGGAAGAAGAGGAGCCGGGGAAGCACUUCGGCACUCGGGGGCAGGGGACCGGCUGGCUCACUGAGGACGGGACGGGAGGACUCGGAGCCGAUUCCCCGGGGCCCGAGGACCUGGGCUACGGCAUCAUCGCCCCGGAGCCCUUCCCCCGAGAACUGGUCUGGAGCUGCGGCAAAGCGAGCGGCCGGCUGCUGGCGGCCGCCCCCAAGAAGAAGACGCGCACCAUCUUCUCCAAGAGCCAGGUGCUCCAGCUCGAGGCCACAUUCGACGUGAAGCGCUACCUGAGCAGUGCCGAGCGGGCCUGCCUGGCCAGCUCGCUGCAGCUCACCGAAACCCAGGUGAAGAUCUGGUUCCAGAACCGCCGGAAUAAGCUCAAGAGACAGAUGUCCGCAGACUUGGAGGCCCCUCUUGCUGCCCUCCCGGAGCCGCCGUCCGGGGAAGUGGGGAGAGUCGCCCCGGGCGCGGCGCUGGCCCUCUCUUUCCCUGCCCUGUACAAAGGCAGCGCCUUCUUCAACCGCUGUUUGCUCCCAGCAGCGAUGUCUAUUUCUCUCCCUCUGCUUUACCCGGGAAGCGCCAUCCCUUGCCUCUGCUUCCCAAAUUCUGGCAAGUAUUUCAGCCUUGUGAAUGGCGAUGUAUAACCGAUCCCUCUCCAGUGCCCCGGUGUUCGGAUGAGGAUCUACGAGACGGUCCCUUUUCCACGGGACUGGGUCGGCUCUGCUUACAUCACCUCCUAUUGCACCACAGA
Molecule: messenger RNA, 955 nt
Organism: Hemicordylus capensis (graceful crag lizard)
Lineage: Eukaryota; Metazoa; Chordata; Lepidosauria; Squamata; Cordylidae
Product: homeobox protein HMX2-like
Exons: 2
Coding region: 45-848 (267 amino acids)
Biological process (GO): regulation of transcription by RNA polymerase II
Cellular component (GO): nucleus
Molecular function (GO): RNA polymerase II transcription regulatory region sequence-specific DNA binding; DNA-binding transcription factor activity, RNA polymerase II-specific
Source: RefSeq, a predicted model, not a curated record